AUGGCCAGCCAAUCCCAGGGUAUCCAGCAGCUCCUGCAAGCAGAGAAACGAGCGGCUGAGAAGGUGGCAGAUGCCAGGAAGAGGAAGGCCCGGCGUCUGAAGCAGGCAAAGGAGGAGGCACAGAUGGAAGUGGAGCAAUACCGGCGGGAGCGAGAGGUGGAAUUCCAGAGCAAACAGCAGGCGGCCAUGGGCUCCCAGGGAAACCUGUCCGCGGAGGUGGAGCAGGCCACCAGGCGCCAGGUGCAGGGCAUGCAGAGCUCCCAGCAGAAACACCGAGAGCGAGUCCUGGCCCAGCUCCUCGGCAUGGUCUGCGACGUCAGGCCCCAGGUCCACCCCAACUACCGGAUUGCUGCCUAG
This is a messenger RNA of Pipistrellus nathusii (Nathusius's pipistrelle), 357 nucleotides long. The record is from the annotation of a GenBank genome assembly. NCBI's taxonomy places the organism in Eukaryota, Metazoa, Chordata, Mammalia, Chiroptera, Vespertilionidae.